AUGCGCGCACUGUGCGAAAGAAGUAAAGAAACUUGCAUGUGGUACGGUGACUCUUUUGUGGCAGUGGAUGAUAUUUACGAAGCUGAGGCUCACAACAGCGGGGCACCAACGUCACUAAAAAAUAUUUAUAAACUUAUCUUUCAUUUAACCACGAUCUAUCUAUCUAUCUAUCUAUCUAUCUAUCUAUCUAUCUAUCUCACACUUUUCAUAUCUAUCUAUUAUCUAUCUAUCUAUCUAUCUAUCUACCUAUCCCGGUCUGUUCAUCUCUAUCUAAAUUCUUAUCGCAGUCUGUUCAUUUAUCUAUAUAUCAUCUAUCUAUCUAUCUAUCAUAUGUGUCUAACAAUAUUCUAUCUAUCUAUCUAUCUAUCUAUCUAUCUAUCUAUCUAUCCCGGUCUUCUGUUCAUAUCUAUCUAUCUAUCUAUCUAUCUAUCUAUCUAUCUAUCUAUCUAUCUAUCCCUGUCUGUUUAUAUCUAUCUAAAUUAUUCCUUAUCGCAGUCUGUUCAUAUCUAUCUAUCUUCCUAUCUGUCUAUGACACGCUACGCUACAUUUUAUUAUGUAAAUAUUUCUCAAUAA
Acanthosepion pharaonis is the source of this 573-nucleotide messenger RNA. Lineage: Eukaryota; Metazoa; Mollusca; Cephalopoda; Sepiida; Sepiidae. The record is from the annotation of a GenBank genome assembly.